Messenger RNA from Symbiodinium sp. CCMP2592, 1619 nucleotides. The record is from the annotation of a GenBank genome assembly. Lineage: Eukaryota; Dinophyceae; Suessiales; Symbiodiniaceae.
AUGUCGCGGUUGCCCCGUAGCGCCACGCCCGACUCGCGCGCAACCCGACCCGCGGCACCGUUGCCAACUCCAGGAGAUGGCGGGGAUGUUGUAAUGUCAAGCCCGCCUGCGUUCGAGCACCGCAUGGCUCAGACCGCGGACGACGAUCUCUGUUGCUUAUGCAUGGAGCCCUUGUCCCCCCGUGGACGGGCUGCCGAACUUGUUGCGCGCUUCCCCACUUGCGCUGGCCACUCCAUGCAUCUUGGCUGCGUUGCGCAGCUGCGCUCGGGGGCCCAGGGCCGCAGUGAUCUACUGUGCCCCUUUUGCCGACACAGCUCUUGCCCAGUGUGCGACAGCGCCGGAUGGUCUGGGCACCACAACGCCGAGCUCCAUCGGCUGUGUCACUGUCCUCUGCUGCCACCGCGUCGCCCCAGCGCACGGCCGGGUGAGUCGCCCCGCUUCGUUGAACUCCCCGACCGCAGUAUGCAGUGGGCACCGGCCCCCAUCCGCCAUUCCACUGGCAUUGCCGCCUGGCGCCCUGGGUGGCUGUGCCCACGUUGUGGCCUGGACGACAUCGACGUCCCACCACAAGCUGGCGAUCCUUGCAGGCAAUGCGGAAUGACCCUGCGCUGGACAUUUGACCGGUUCACAGGCGGCGGUGAGAUCCGCUGCGCUAACGGUAACGGCUGUGGGGCAGGUGUCUGGGCGACCCCGGCCAACAUGAGUGCGCUGUCAGAGCCUGCCACUGACCAAUGGCGGGCUGACCCACGCCGCGGUGCUCCCUUCCAGCGCCCUGGUGCACUUGGGCUGGGCGGCCUUGCGCCAACCACUCGCGCCUGCUCUGCCGCCGUGCCCGCAACGCUUAACAGUCACCGCUGGUUGCGAACCUGCGGGGCGGCUGGUGAAGCCGCCGCACUUGAUGCAGGCUCCCCGACCGCGGCACUUGACAUCGCCGCCGUCGACAACCCCGCCAGUGACGGCGAAGAAGCCCCCCUCCCGGCCGACGCAGCUCUUCGGCCGCCGCCACGGCAGCACGUGGACCCGUCGCCCGACGCGCCCCAGCCGCCGCAGCCCACCCAGGCCGAACAACGUGCUGUGGCCGGUGAGGCGGGCUUGCGCUGCGGUCUCCAGCAGCUCGAUGACAUCGAUCUGCACGACGAGAUGCGUCGACAGGUGCUGACGCUUCAGAGUGCCCCGCACAAGGUGCGAGGGACGCUCCGCAUCGCCCUCCGCACUGGCCUCCGUGAGGCGUUGGAAGGCGCAGGGCCUGCUGACACCAGCCGCGGCUGGAAACUCUUCUUCCUUGCGCCUCGCAUGCUACUGCAGCGCGGUGCUGGCCAGCCUUUCGUUGAUGCUUCGCAGCUGCAGCAACGCUGCGACCUCUUCCGAGGGGAGUGGUUGGCCCUGCUGCGCGAAGCCACGCAAACGCCUUCAGGGCCUGGCAGCGGGAUGCCUGCGGCCGGUGAGUCUGCGUGUGCGGCGCGAGCUGUGCGCCUCGUCCAGCUUGGGGAGCUUUCGGCGGCAGCGCGUGCGCUGACCGCAGCACCACUGGCACCAGGAACUGAGGAGACGUUGGCAGAGCUCCGCGACCCGGAGCGGAAGCCACCAGAGCCAACGCCGAUGUCCCAGAGCAGGUAUUG